Molecule: messenger RNA, 1191 nt
Organism: Tetrahymena thermophila SB210
Lineage: Eukaryota; Ciliophora; Oligohymenophorea; Hymenostomatida; Tetrahymenidae
Product: transmembrane protein, putative
Exons: 1
Source: RefSeq, a predicted model, not a curated record
AUGAUUAAAAAAAUUGUUAUUACUGCAACAAUAAUAUCAGCUUUGUCUGGAAUUCUGUUCUAUGGUAUUAACAACGAUACUGGUUUAAGAGAGUUCACUAAAUAUUAUGGGGAAUGCGAAUAUCAAUAAGCUGAUUUCUAGAUGAUUGGACCUGAAGAUGCAGUAUUUUUUGAUGAAGACACACUGAUAGGAUGUCAUACCAACCUUUUAAAAAUGUAUAUACUAGGAAUUCCUUUAGAUCAGAUCGAAAAAGGAGGAUGCUACGCUGUGACAGGAAUUGCUUCAUAAUAGUUUAAUAUAUAACAAUUAAAAUUAAUUGGAUACCCAAAAGAAUUGAACUUUUUCCCUCAUGGAUAAUAUAUUAAAGGAAACACUUACUAUGUUUGCAAUCACGGCUAUGAAAAAUCAAAUGGAGAUAGAAUAGAAGUUUUUGAAGUUGUUAAGAGUAAAAAUGGUGACAUAUCUCUUGUGUUUAAAUAUUUCACUCAUUUAGGCCCAAGAUUUACAGGAGAUGCUAAUGACUUGGUUGUGUUAGACAAUCAAAGGUUUUUAGUGACUGACUGGUUCCCAAUAGCAUUCCCUCUUGAAGGACCUAGUCAUUUAUCUUAAGCAGAAAGAGAUCAAAUUUAAAUGUUUUAAGAGAAAAAAAUUAGAGGAUCUCAUCUAUGGGAAUGCUAAUUUAAGAUCAAUUAGCUAGCUGAAUGCAAAAUUGUAGAAGAAAGUAAUGGAGUUAUGGUUAACGGAGUAGCAUUUGAUCAAAAGGAUACUAUUUUGAUUUCUGACACUUUGGGUUAAAAGUUACGCUCAUUUAAAAUCUAAAAGGAUGGUUCCUUGAAGUUUCACUAGGUUAUUGAUACCAGAUUGGCUGCUGAUAACAUUAAUUAUGACUAAGUUAGGAAUUAAUUUUUGGUUUCUGGAACUUUAAAUUCAUAAAACGAUAUGUAAAAUCUGAUUCCAAAUGUAUAAUAAGUUUAGUAUAACCCAGGAAAUAAAUCCAUCAUAACUUAUUGGGCAGGCGUUGAUAUUGUCAAGUUAGACGAAGAAACUAAUUAACUUAUUACCUCAGAACUUUUCACAGCUGAAAAAGCAAAUGUAAUUGUAGCUGGAGGAUUAAUAUCUCAUUCUGGAGAUUUUCUAUUUUUAACAUCAUAUGCUGAUAAAUCAAUAUCAAUAUGCAAAAAAUAAAAUUGA